Molecule: messenger RNA, 1650 nt
Organism: Penicillium chermesinum
Lineage: Eukaryota; Fungi; Ascomycota; Eurotiomycetes; Eurotiales; Aspergillaceae
Exons: 9
Coding region: 1-1650 (549 amino acids)
Biological process (GO): proteolysis
Cellular component (GO): fungal-type vacuole
Molecular function (GO): serine-type carboxypeptidase activity
Source: RefSeq, a predicted model, not a curated record
AUGCACGUCACCACCUGGAUCCCACUGCUGGCGCCGCUGGCUGCAGCUUACUCGGUGCCGUUUGGCACUGAAUUUGCUCGCCGCCAGCUCCCCCACGAGCCGACGGGCGUGAAGACCAUCCAGACGGCUAACAAUGUCACCAUCCGUUAUAAGGAGCCCGGCAAGGCAGGCGUCUGCGAAACUACUCCAGGCGUCAAUUCGUACGCGGGAUAUGUAGACCUGGCAGAAGACGCGCACACCUUCUUCUGGUUCUUCGAAGCUCGCCAUGACCCGAAGAAUGCCCCGAUUACGCUCUGGCUCAAUGGUGGCCCCGGCAGCGAUUCCUUGAUUGGACUUUUCGAAGAACUGGGGCCCUGCCAUGUCAACGAGCAACUCGAGACGUAUAUCAACCCGCACUCUUUCAAUGAGAUCUCCAACAUGCUGUUCAUCUCCCAGCCUCUCGGAACCGGCUUCUCCUAUGCCACAGAAGAAGUGCAAGUUGUCGACGGCCAUAAGGGUCGCUACCCAGCUAUCAAUGCUACUCUGAUCGACACCACCAACCUGGCUGCUGAGGCUACCUGGGAAGUUCUCCAGGCCUUCUUGGGCGCUCUUCCUAAGCUUGACUCGAACAUCAAGUCUAAGAGCUUCAAUCUCUGGACCGAGAGCUACGGAGGGCAUUAUGGACCAGCUGUGAGUAAAGAGCCUGAAGAUGAUCUUUAUCGGUUCUUCGAUCACUUCUAUAAGGAAAACGAAAAGAUUGCCAACGGUACUGUGGAGGGUAUUCAUCUGGACUUCAAUACCCUUGGCAUUAUCAAUGGAAUCAUCGAUGAGGCAAUUCAGGCUCCUCAUUACCCUGAAUUUGCCGUCAACAACACCUACGGCAUCAAGACUGUCAACGACACUGUCUACAACUACAUGAAAUUCGCCAACGCGAUGCCUGGCGGCUGUCAAGACCAAGUGGCUAGCUGCAAGGCGACCAACCGUACCUCUCUGUCAGACCUCGCCAUUUGCACCGAGGCAGCCGACAUGUGCCGGGAUAACGGCCCAUACUAUGUCUUCAGUGGCCGCGGAACGUACGAUAUCCGCCACCCCUCAGACGAUCCCACUCCUCCUACCUACUAUGAGCAGUAUCUCGAGAAGGGCUGGGUCAAGAAUGCCCUGGGAGUGGAUCUCAACUACACCGGGUCCAAUAACGACGUGUACUACGCCUUCCAGCAGACGGGUGAUUUUGUUUGGCCUAACUUCAUCGAGGAUCUGGAAGAUAUCCUUACUCGCCCGUCCGCGUUGCUCUUAUCUAUGGUGAUGCUGAUUACAUUUGCAACUGGUUCGGUGCAUCGCCACGAAAAAGAGUUCAAGGCUGCCGGUUACGCGCCAUUCCUCGUUGAUGGAGUCGAGUACGGAGAGACUCGGGAGUACGGUAAUUUCUCCUUCACUCGUGUCUACGAAGCCGGCCACGAAGUGCCAUACUACCAACCUAUCGCGGCGUUGCAGCUUUUCAACCGAACCUUGAAUGGAUGGGAGCUGCCGAAUGGCCUGAAGAAGCUAUCUCCGGGCUAUGGCUCAAGUGGGCCUGCUACUGCAACUCACACUGAGUCGUCGGUCGCCUUGCCAUCUUCUACUUCCACUCCGUCGCCUUCUUCGGGGGUAGCUGCCAUGAAGAUCACGUGGUAG